Messenger RNA from Pecten maximus, 3455 nucleotides. RefSeq names its product calcium uptake protein 3, mitochondrial-like. Gene Ontology annotation, molecular function: calcium ion binding. The transcript has 14 exons. Gene Ontology annotation, biological process: mitochondrial calcium ion homeostasis; calcium import into the mitochondrion. The record is from RefSeq and is a predicted model, not a curated record. Gene Ontology annotation, cellular component: uniplex complex. NCBI's taxonomy places the organism in Eukaryota, Metazoa, Mollusca, Bivalvia, Pectinida, Pectinidae. Bases 4 to 1401 code for a protein of 465 amino acids.
AACAUGGCGACGUCCGUGUUUCGGAGGCAGUUAUUGCUAUGUUGCAGACAUUCAAGAACAAAUACGAGACAAUUAACAAGACAAGUAAACAUAAAAAAGACCUUAACGCCCUCGGCAGCUCUUGGGGCAACUGUUACUGGUGUGUUAGCAUGGAAAAUAUGGCAAGCUAGACAAGAAACUGCAGAAAUCUUACCAGUUGUGACAGCAAAGUCAGAGGGUGAAGAUGGAAACAAAGAACCGAGAAUUCCCCACACGUACCGAGAGGUACGGUACAGACAGUUCGCCUCUGUUGAGUACAAAGGUAUUACCUACAUGACUCCGCAAGACUUCCUUGAAUCUGUUACAGAAGAAAUGCCAAGACCAAGAAUAGGUCGAGCUAAACUGAAAGACAAAGAGGUGGAAUAUCUGCUAAAGAACACACCAACAAGAUCCAAGGGUUCAAACAAGCUGUUUAGGAAGCUCCAUAACCAAGGUCUCAUCUCCUAUACAGAGUAUCUCUUCCUCUUGUGUGUCCUAACCAAGCCACAGUCAGGAUUCAGAAUUGCAUUCAAUAUGUUUGACACGGAUGGAAACCAGAUCGUAGACAAAAAAGAGUUCCUUGUGUUGGAAAGCUUCUUCACCCUUCCCCCCGCGGAACGAAAGUUUGUCCCAAGACCGCAGCAAAAGCUGCAGGCAUUACUUGAUCUGGAGAGAGUCUUCAGUAAAGAGCAUACUGAGGCUGGGAGUGAGCAGAUUAACAGGGACCACACCGUGGCUAAAGUGAAAGAGAGUGUCGACCCGGUACAGGAUACUACCUUACUCAUCCACUUCUUCGGACCCAAGGGUAAACAAGCUCUCAAAUACGAGGACUUCCACAGAUUCAUGGAGAACCUCCAGUCGGAGGUGAUAGAGUUAGAGUUUGUGGAGUUCUCUAAAGGCAUGGCCACAAUCACAGAGGAAGAUUUCGCUCACAUACUUCUACGCUACACCAUGUUCGACAAGACCGACGUCCAAGCCUGUAUUACGCGCGUCAAGGAACGCAUUCCCGCGGUACAGGGUAUUACUUUCGAGGAGUUUAAACAGUUCUGUCAAUUCCUAAACAGUCUAGAUGAUUUCACCAUCGCCAUGAAGAUGUACACAUUUGCAGACCAAGCAGUGUCUAAAGAACAGUUCCAGAGAGCUGUGUAUGUGUGUACUGGUAACACACUCAGCCCCCACCUCGUCAACACAGUGUUCCAAAUCUUUGAUGCCGAUGGAGACGGUCACCUCAGUCACAAGGAAUUCAUUUCCAUAAUGAAAGACAGACUGCAUAGAGGGUCUCGGAAAUGGAAGAAAUAUUACUUGGCGUCUCACUUGAUGCACACCCAGGACAACUGGAGCUCAUUCAAAUCGUGUGUGAAGAACGAAAUGAGGUCCUACUGAACAACGUGAUCAUGACUUCUUAAGCUGUUGUCAAGGCAACCACAGAUAUCAACCUCUGGUCAACGACUACUCUAUCAGAGUUCUGAGUUGUUGUCACGACAACAGGAAACGCUAUCUUCAGUCGCAGUGUAAGGAUAUGUUGAUAACAUCGUCAGUAUUUCCUUACAUGGAAUUCUGCUUUCGUGGAGACAAAUUGUACAUUUCUAUAUAACAUAUCCAACAUCCAUUAUUUCCAUCCAUUUGGUGACCUCUAUAAUGACCUUUUGACCUGUGGAUGAUUGCAAUUGACCAAUGAAAAUCUCUCACUUAUUUGUAUGCUUAUACAAAUAAUUCAAUACCUUUGAGCUUGAAUCGCCUUUAAGAUGAAGUCUGUGAAAUAUUCAGAUGUCUUUAAUCACUUCUAAAACAAGAUUUCUACUGUCUUUUUCUUCCAUGAUAAAUUGUGUGGUUCUUAUAGCCUGGAAUACACUGGAAACCUGUAUUGACAGAUAAGAUACCUCAUCUGACAAGGAUUAACCAUACAUUGGUCAAUGUGGAUACCACUAUGAAUGAUACCAGUACAAACACAUGUAUAGUGAUUCUGUUGGAAGGCAUUCAAAAUUCUAUAUAUAUUCUAUUAUAUAGUAAUUGAAUUCAGAUAAGACUUUUUGAAAUUUAAAAAAAAAAAAAGAGAAAGAAAUUUUGAAAUUAAGGGGGGGAAAAAAAGAGAGAAAAAAAAAAGAAAAUUGUUUAAAUCCACGGAAAUUUUGCUUCUAUUGGAGAGAAAAAGAUUCCCUAAUAAUCAUUCAGUUUUGGUGUCUUUAAGUAACCUUUACAAUAUCAAACAGAAAAUGGCAAGUACAUGAACAUAGUACAGGUAGUUACAAUUUACCUACAGUACCUUUGUUAUGUGAACUUGAUACUGGUGAAGAGGUGUGAUUUUUUCCAUAUUGAUAUCUCUUCCUUUCAAAUGUUCAAAUUAUUUUAGAGUAGAGUUUUCUCUUUGCCAUCAUUGAUAAAUGAGCCCCUCUCCUGCUUAAAUUGAAUUGACUUAGAAUUGUUCUUGAAAUAUCUAACUUAAGAAACUUUUUUUUCUUGCAUUAUAGGCACCAGAUACAAUUGAGGUCUUUAAAAUAAUCUCGUUAUUUUUGAAGUUAUCAAUUAUCUGGUAGAUAGAACUGUAUAUCAACCUCUCUUUCAGGAAAUUCACCAAUGUUUCUGCAUAAUUAAUUUAUUGAAUUUAUAAAUAAAUUGAAAGGCGAUAGAUUACUGAAGACUUUUUUUUUAAUUUUCAGUAAAGAUUAGCAUGAAUUAAGUACAAAAUGUAUACAUAUUUGUAAUACAUUUUAUUAAUUCAUUAAUUAUAAUUAUACUAUAUAUGUAAAUAAUUAUAAGAAAAUGUCCAUCAUUUGUGGAGUAACUAUAAGUCGUUGUCUUUCAUGACUUGAUCACUAUCUGCUUUUUCUCAAAUUUAUACUCAAGAUGUAGGUGUUCUAGCAGAUAUAUUUUCUCAUUGGUGCCAUGUUUGCCUGCUUGUUAAUUCUUCAAAAAUUAAUUUUCAUAAAUUAUUUGAAAUUUAUUUCUUGUCACCCUGUUGAAAAUUAAUUUUCAUAAUUAAAUUAUUUGAAAUUUAUUUCCUGUCACCCUGUUGAAUGAUGCUAGCAAAUGUGGCAAAAAAAAAUCAACAUCAAGCAUUCUUGUUAGUCCUAUCAAAAUCUCUUGUUCUAUAGGGUUAAGUUUAGACCUUUAUAUGAUUUUUAAUCUGACGUUUUUUACUUUCCUUCGGAUUUUGUAAAUUUUGUUAUGUAAGUUGCAUUGUGUGAAAUGAACUUCCAAUUUGAAUGUAUAAAUGUGAAGCAUGCAUCCUCUGGACUGAACAUGUGAUUAUGAAAUUGAUUGCUUUAUGAUUUAGGAAUUAAGAAUAUUUUGUUCGAUUUGCUUGUGGUUACUCCUUCAGGGUUAAUCUACAAUCAUUGUCUUUGUCUGUUUGUGCCUGUUAUAUUCUAUAUAUUUUAACCUUAAUUUUGAAAUUGUUGAACUUUCAGAUUCUAUCAAAUAAACAUCUUUACAAGAAA